AUGUCUAGCACGUCCAGAAGAGACCGUGCUUUUGCGGCAUUCUACCAAUCUUCAUCAGAGCAAACCAACAGGAUCGCUCGCUGCAUCAAUAAGCUACUCAUGGGAGAUGUUGUUGACGAACUGAUAGCAGCCCACGAUGAUCUUACCACGGCUCUCCGAUUCUUGGAGUCAGAGGUUGGUUCAUCUGGUUUACCACCAGCGAUCGCAGAAGCUUCUCGACAGCUCUGCGAGUUGUCUGGCGUUUGGCGAGCGGCAAUGCCUGGCUUCGAAAUAGAGUUGCUAUUGUCCAUCAAUGGCAAUAUGGAGAAAUGGGAGGAUCCAUUUCGUUUGGUCCCAACAUUCGACUCAGGUAGCCUGCCCUUAACAGCGCAACCACCAUCCUCGGCCCAAGAAGAGCGAGGACUACAAUUUCCGCCUACCGCAGACUACCUAGCGGUCAUGAGUCCCAAAGGUCCACCGAAAGAGGAUCACCAGCAUACCACAGCAUAUCCCCAGCAACAGAGUCGCACUACCAACAAUUCCGCCAGUAGCAAUCCAAACCCCACCCAUUCAUGGGAAACGCAGGUGGGCACGGAAGAGGCUAUUGAAGAUCGCCAUACGAAGAACGCACAAAGACCCCUGACAUGCGCAGCUACUGAGCAAUUGACCGCCACUCCUCCCAUUCUCAGUUUUGCCGAAAUCACGUCCCAGGCAACCAGGUUGAUCGAAAAUGCCUCCAUCACCAGUUCUGCCUUCCACGCCCCUCAAGGUGAGUUGGACACAAACCUCUUCACGACGGCAGCGGCCGAGUUGAUUGCAAAUGACUCCAUCGCCGGUCCUACCAGUCACGCCCCUCAUGCAACUGGGGAACUGACCUCGAAUGCGUUAAAACAACACAUGGAAGGAAUCCAGUAUGAUGGGUCCCCAACUAAGCAGGGCAGUGACCAACACGAGCAAAACGAGCAGUACGAGCGCCACGACCCAAACGCGGGAGACGACGAGGACGAGCAGGGCACAACACGACAGAAGGGAUUAUUUUAUCCCCUUGGACAUGACGGCGAAUUUGAUGAGACAAAACCCUACGUCCGCGACGCCGACAUAGACCGAAGCACCGCAAGCAUGACUCUUUCUGAUCGGAGGUCUGCCGAAAGCCGAGAUCACAGAAACUAUGAGCUGUAUAAUACUCCAGUCGCCGAAGUCGGCAUACAGUUAGCGACCAGACCGGAACCUCACAUGGAUCAGAACAGUUUCCCUAUGUCCGCCUUGCCACUCGACAGAGGGGAUCCCCGCGCUGCGGAAUCCGAUAUGCCAGGUCGUCUGAAAAGAGAACGCCCUAGCACUUUGGGCUUGGAGGAAGCAGAGGCAGGACCUUCCGGGCGGCGAUGA
This is a messenger RNA of Anthostomella pinea, 1365 nucleotides long. Lineage: Eukaryota; Fungi; Ascomycota; Sordariomycetes; Xylariales; Xylariaceae. The record is from the annotation of a GenBank genome assembly.